UUGUAUUAUUAUAAAUUUAUUGUUGAUGUUUCGUACAAGAAAUGAUAAUAAUGGUUGACGAGAGGAGUGUGCGAUAUACAAGACAUUGCUGCAGCCACUGACGUAUGUUUUAGACGGAUGAAAAUUUACAUUUGACAGGCCGAAUGUGUAUAUACCACCUGGUCAACGGAGGAGAUUAUAUGGAGUGGUGGAAUAUGCUUAGAAUGGAACUGCUGGAGCUGGAGAGAGGCUGUGUGGAAGUGGUUUUAUGUUGAAUGUGCUGAGUACUAUACAACUCAAGUCAGUCAGUCGGCUCAGCACCGGCCUCAAUGCUGUAUCGUGAUUUAUAAAAUUUACCGUUCAGUUUCCCAAUUCAUUUAUGUAUAAACGAUUCGGAAUUUUUUCACCCAAACUUUAAAAUCAGUAUUCAGUUUCUUUCAAAUUAUUAUUGUUAUAUUAUUUUUGCCUUUUGCGUAUAGAAAAUUUUGUGCAUUUUAUUUUGUGGCAGUGUUUAGGAUUAUAACAUCAAUAAAUUAAUCUUUUCAACAGAUCAUUAAAUAGGUAUGAUUAUAUAAUCUCUCGCAAAACCGACUUGUUUGACUCUAUACGAUAAAUAUCAUUCUUUUUCGAAUGAAGAUAUAACGGGAACGUCCUCUUGUGCUCCAGGAUAACAACAAUGUCGGCGCAAUGCAGACACUUUGUGCAAAACGCCUGGAAAAAGGAGCUUUGUUCAAAUUGCUUUAAACCGCGAGAAGAACAUCUCGAGUCAUCUGAUACUUCAAAGCCACUCAUUAAAACCCCUCACAGUGCCUUCAACAGCAACCACAAAGUGCAGGGUAUUCUCAGGAUUAGAGAACACUGCCAGGUGAGGCUGAAGAAGCGGAACGUUGGAUUUCAAGAAUCACUUGUCGAAGUCAUUGGCUUUGGAGGUGAUGAUUUUUCCGAUGCCGAUGAUGAUAGUCAGGAUCUCGACAGUAAUGACUCAUCCAGUCCUGAAGAUAACAUUCCCGAUAGCGAGGAGGAACGAGCCCUCGGUAACUUGACGCGUGCCAAUACCAAUUUCAAUACUGUCACUGCAAAUCUAACGGAAUCUGCGGCACCCGCCGUCAACACUCCCAAGACAUUUGCAUCCUUGAUGCUCGGAAAAGUUCAAAAAGAUGCUGAUGGUAAAAAGAAAACACUCUUAGUGUCAGUGACGCCAUUCGGAGGAGAUGACACUCUACCGACAGCAAAAAGGCCCAGCGACAAGAAGAUCAAUAACGAAUACUCAAGACCGAAAACUCUCGAUAUUAUCCCAAAAAACGAAAAGACUGAAGUCACUGUCAAAAGUAUCAAGAAAUUAGUCGAAAACGAUAACCCAAUUCUCGAAAAACGUCCCACCGAAUCUCCGAGUCUCGAAAAAAUCGUCGACAUGCCUCUAAUAACCUCCGCAAACCUAGUGUCAGUAAUUCAAAACGAAAAUCUAGAAACCCCCCCAACAAUACAGAAAACAGAUAAGAAAAUAACCAUCGCAAGAACCCCAGCUAUCAAAAAAUCCGAAAACGAAAAGCCAAGAAUCUCACUGCAAAAUUCGACCAACAACAAAGGAGAGUACGCAAUAACGAAAAUAACCAAACGCACCGAUAUCAUGAACACUGAGAAUCGACUCAACGGUGUCUACAACUCUGGAUCCGAAUUCCGAAGCAAUUCAGGAAUAGAAUUAACUCUAUCCCCCCUGAAAAAGGAAACAAUAGACGAAAGAUCGAUACUCCCAAAAGGAAAAGAAGUGAAUAAAAUUUCCGUAACCGCAGCCGUUGAAAAGAAGCAGGAACUUUUGGAAGAGCGCAAAGUCGAAGGCGAGGCAGUGACGAAAAAAUUCACCUUCAAAGAGAGUCGUGAAUCUGCCGGCGAACCAGACGGAAAAGCUGAUGAGGACAUAUCGGAACCUCCGGCUUUGCCGAAAAAUCCCCCGCCACUUGAAACGAAACUUAAGAGUUGCACCUUCCCAACGGAACCUAAAUGUAUGUUGUCGAUAGCUGAACCUAGAUCUUCGUUCCUACAUGGCGAAUCGAAAAUAAAACCAGCAGUUCCUCAAAAACCGGUUGCUUUGCCUCAGAAAAUUUCCAAUUCGCCGACUUCUUCUUUUUCGACUCCGAGUAAAAAAACACUCAGUACUUUCGCAGUUUCGAAUAACACCCCACGGGUUACAGAGGUCAAGGAACAAAGUCCAAUUUGCAAUUACUCAAAUUCGACAUCAUUUCCGAACGGUGAGACCAACAAUAAUCAGUCCCAACUAAUCAACAAUCAACAAAUCAAUAGACUCCCAGAAGUUCAACCGUGCCAAUCUCCAGUCCAAACGUCCUCCGAGGAGAGUCCUAAACCCAAAAAGAAUUUGAAAAAUCUAACUUCCCCACCGAGACCCAAACCACCCUCCAUAGCUCUCUGCAAACCACUCCAACCAGAAGAGGAUCCUGACGACGAUGACAACAAUUCGAAUUCCGAUUCCCCUUUCGAAGCGACUCGAGCAUCGAACAAGAGACGAAUGGCACCCAAACCCCCAUCAUCUCCAAUUGACGACACCCCAAGUUCCCUAUUUGCCCGAAAUCCGACAACUACAACAAAAUCAGAUUCACCAGUUGUUCGGGAAAUGGAAAAAAGGGAGAGAGCCUCGUCGUGUAGUCCUAAAUUCCGAAAAGCAGUAUCCGUGUCAGAGUCUCCGGAUCCUUCGGAUCGGGCACCAGAACCGGCGCCAAGGAAAAACAUUUCGCUGUCUCAGGACAGUUUAGCAAAUCCAGAGAGGAUAGAGGAGAAGAAAAAGAGUCGAUCUCGAUUUUCGUUGAAGAAAUUUCUUCGUAUGGGUUCGAGAAAGGAUGUCGACAUGACCUGUGGAUAUGGUUCGAGAAUGGAUGAGAUUCCAUCCACUCCUCAACCAAAACCACGAUUGGAGAUCAUUCAUCCAUUGGAGCUUGAUGGUGCUGCUGUUCAGGUUCUUGGAAAUGAGGGAAAUUCCAGGGUCAGUGAAGACGUUACCGAUUUCCGCAGUAGCUUAUCUUUGACGAAUUCAUCGAUGACUAAUGGAAAUCUGCACGGAACAGUGAGACCAGGUAAACCUCCACCCCCGCCAAGGAAUCAGUCACUAGACGAUUGGUCUAGACUGGAUCCGGCAAAUAAGCCAGCGAGACCACCUCCCCCUCGAACUGACGCAAAAUUACCACCGAGAGGCGAGAAACCAUCACCUAAAACAUGGCAAUCGACAUCCAAUUCACCUUCGACGUCUGACUCAAUUUACGCGAAUUUGGCAGCGGAGGAUGUUACAGGUGAAAUUCGAAGUUCUCUGGUACCAUCCAAGCCACAACGAACGGCCAGCAUGAGGGAGCAGACCAAUUCUCAGCCUCCCGUGAAAAAAGCCGUUCAAAAUCAAAAUCAGGACUACGAGAAUCUCGAAUCCAAUUCGCCAGCUUCAAAUUCACCGGCUUCGAGCGAGAGUCAGGUUUAUGAAUGCUUAUCAAGUUCUCCGGAAUGUGAUUCGAGUCUUGAAUUACGCCAUGGGAACGGAAAUCAUGCAACUGCUAAAAGAAAAUCCGACAGCAGUGCUUUGGAGUCAAAUGUGGAGUUCAAGUACCAUCAACCAACGUUCACCAGGUCAACUUCCCUGCCAUAUUGUGGUAGCGAAACCGAAAGUGAACUCUACGCUCCCUACAGCUUCUAUACCAAUGACGAAGGUCCUGAAGAUGAUCAAGAUUGGAAAAACAAGGAUGAUGAAUCUAGAGUUAGUCGUUUGAGACAAAGAAGAGGUCGAAGUAUUGUUCACCGAAGUUUGGAGGACAAUUACGGAGCAGUCGUUGUAGCCAAUCAUGAAGCAUUAGCGCAAUUUUUGGAACACUUAAAUUUAGCAUCACCCCUAUCGCUAGGCCUACGAGGACUGAAGAAUGCAAAUCUGCGAUUCAGCGAUUUUACUUUAGACUCCGCCUCGUCUAUUACUGUUGGGAAAAGGAUAUUUUAUUCCGCAACGUGGAACGAUCAAAAUGUCACUAUUUGCAUAGCUUUCAAUCCAACUAUGCACGUUUCGAGAAAGGAUUUCUAUCUAGCGCCUAUAGUCGAAUUUAUAGAUGCUGUGCCAAAGGAAAUUUCUGAAAAGAUGGGUUACACUGGACGGAAAACAAUCGAAGCAACAAUAUCAGUAUUGCCUCGCCUGCAAGUGAACACUAUUCACACUUUUGGUGCAAUGACAAAAGACACAAUUGACGAAGGAACAACGAAAGACUCCUUCUUUGUUCUGUUGCAAUUCGUAAACGCUUUGAAAAAUCUCCAGGCUCGUGGUAUCGAAGAAUCGCCUAAGAAUUUGAGCAAUGUCGUGCUUUGCCGAGAAGAUAAGGACGCUUGUUACAGGAUUUAUCUGCUUCAAGGAUUAAACGUUGAUAGCGGUGAAGAAUGUGAAGAGAAAAUGGCUUCGUUGUGCCAAUGCGCCCUUCUUGCACUACAGGAAUUGCAUCUCACUAAUAAACUGCCUCUCGUUAGGGAGUUGCUCACGAAGGAGAAGGCAGAAACUCUGUCACAGGUAAAAUCACUACUGGAAUUUUCGCUUUGGGGACCGGCUGACGUAACACUAGGCGGACCACGAGAAAGAGAAACUGCUCUCCAAAGAUGGUUGGAUCUAGAAAGAGCAACAGUUCUUCAUGCUUUGGUGAGGACAAGAGCUCCUCUAACAGUAACGGACGAAUACCAUCUCUUCUUCCUAGUUCAUACAACUUCAAAAACUAUGUGCGAGGCUUCCAUUCAUCUAGAUAAGCAACGAAAUGGCUUAAUGCGAACAAAUUAAUAAUAUUUAUGCAAAAUUCAAAAAAGAAGCAUUCAUAUCAUUGUCAAAAAAUACUGCUCAAAACAAAAUUUUUUUUCAUUUAUAAAGAGAUUUUUAUCACAUUCAUUAAUGUAUUACUACUGUAAAAAAAAUAUUUAAAAACAAAUGUAAUAUUAGAGAGGGAGUAUAUUAUAGUGUUUAUAAUUAUAUUUUCUUUAGAGACACUCGAAUUCAUUGCCCCUGGUGUCGUGUAGAGUAAAAGAAAAAUGUCCCAUUAUGUUGUUAGGUGAUAAUUUGUUAAAAAAAAAUGCUCAAACGUCGAACAAAAAAAAAUUAUGAACUCACAUUGUUUUGUCUUUAAUUUAAAAAUUAUUUCGCGAUUCGUUUAAAUUUCGUUUGUAAUGUAACAAAAGAAUAUGCGUGUUUAGUUGAAAAUCACUUUGUCUUGUUCGUAAAAUGUUUUUUUUAAACAAUUACAAUAAUGCUAAUUUACUUUUGUACAUUUGAAUAUUUCCAGCAUGACAAGUUUAUCGGAUAUUAUUUAAAUACAUUGUGUCAUUUAUACAUUAUAAAAUACUCAAUGAAUUGUUUAUAAAAUUGUCAUUAAUAUGAUAUUAACGAUAUUAAUGUUGUUAUUAAUGAGAAUACCAUAAUUAAUGUUUUGUACAUAAUAAAAUUGUUAUUAAUGAAAAUUA
This is a messenger RNA of Leptopilina heterotoma, 5451 nucleotides long. RefSeq lists its product as uncharacterized. The transcript has 14 exons. The record is from RefSeq and is a predicted model, not a curated record. NCBI's taxonomy places the organism in Eukaryota, Metazoa, Arthropoda, Insecta, Hymenoptera, Figitidae. Bases 656 to 4777 code for a protein of 1373 amino acids.